Aedes aegypti (yellow fever mosquito) is the source of this 1026-nucleotide messenger RNA. RefSeq lists its product as uncharacterized. The transcript has 2 exons. NCBI's taxonomy places the organism in Eukaryota, Metazoa, Arthropoda, Insecta, Diptera, Culicidae. Bases 70 to 972 code for a protein of 300 amino acids. The record is from RefSeq and is a predicted model, not a curated record.
CAGCCACCAGAAUCCAAUGCGAUUUUCAAAAACGAGUUCAACCUGUUCGAGGUUUGACACCAAUCCGCGAUGGCGUUCGGGUUUUUUCUUCUGACUCUCGUGGGACUUACCUCAUCAGCUCAAUCGCUGCAGUGUAAGGCUUGCGAAUCAAACAUUAGCUGGGAUGAUUGUCAAAGUAAAAUCUUUCUGGAAGACUGUGGUUUGAUCAUAAAUCCCAACAAACCCAAACACGUUCAUCAGUGCUUCCAGCUAGAAGAGAACGACCCCACGACGAAAAAGGUUCUGUAUCGGCAAGGGUGCACCGGAGAUGUUGCGUUCUGUAGCGAACGCCCCAAGGAGAAUAUGCAACAAUGUUCCCUAUGUACGGAUGAUAGCGUAUCCAGCGAGUGCACUUCGAUGGUUCAUCGUGUGAAGAAGACGUCCGAUGGGAAGUUGGUGGAUGUAGUUGAUACGAUCCAUUUCCAGCGAACCGAAGCGAAAGCGAAUCCUUCUGUACCAGGAACUUCACCAGUUAAUUCAUCGACCGUGAUUGAUUUUGCUUCUAAGAAGAACGGCUCGGAUGAGGCGAAUACUUUGAAAGUUGAAAUGAAGAACGGGCAGACUCCCGAAAAAGACGAGACUGGCGUUCAGGUCACAAAUCAGACGGAAGGCGCCUUGAGCACAACGGAACCACCGAAAAUCGUCACACCUAACACGGCAUCCAUUACCCCUCCGAAAAGUGCUUGUAAUCGGAAUGUGAAGACUCCUGCUACUAGUACGGAGAAAGAUCAGGGCAUUUACACUAUCCAGCCGGAUGGAGAGAAUGCAACUGAAACUAGUACCUCGAGCAGUGUUGACCCGCAAGGCCCGAUGAUCGCAACAGGUCCACCUGAAGUCAAAUCGUCGAGAUCGUUCGGUUUGGCUAAUAGAGCAGCUCCAAUCUGGGUAGUUGGACUGUUGGUUGUGGUCAACUUUCUAAAUGUUGAUAUGUGAAUGUAGAUAUUGAAAGCUUCAAUAAAUGAUUUGACAGAAUCGUAAAGUUCUAAA